Messenger RNA from Misgurnus anguillicaudatus (oriental weatherfish), 2750 nucleotides. It is a transcript of the gene papss2a, whose product is annotated as 3'-phosphoadenosine 5'-phosphosulfate synthase 2a. Gene Ontology annotation, molecular function: ATP binding; adenylylsulfate kinase activity; sulfate adenylyltransferase (ATP) activity. The record is from RefSeq and is a predicted model, not a curated record. Gene Ontology annotation, biological process: sulfate assimilation; 3'-phosphoadenosine 5'-phosphosulfate biosynthetic process. NCBI's taxonomy places the organism in Eukaryota, Metazoa, Chordata, Actinopteri, Cypriniformes, Cobitidae.
UCUCACACCGGUACACUGCUCUCCAUUCACCCGUAUGUAGAUUGAGCGUCCCGGGAGGUGGGACAAGGGCCGGGCAAAGGAACGCGACGUGUCUCUGACAGCUCUUAAAAACGCGUCUUUUUCCGCGUUUUUACCAACUACCUUCAACUACUUCACCUGAGAUCCCGGUACGCCCGUCUCCACUCACUAGGUCACUGCACCGGGGAGAGAUGCCUGGAAACACAACAGAAAACCUGGGUCGGCAAACGUCUACUAAUGUGACAUAUCAAGCUCAUAAUGUCAGUCGCAGUAAGAGAGGGCAAGUUGUAGGAACCCGAGGUGGUUUCAGAGGAUGUACAAUCUGGCUUACAGGUUUGUCUGGGGCUGGCAAGACAACUAUGGGCUUCGCAUUAGAGGAGUACCUGGUGUCCCAUGCCAUUCCCUGCUACUCUCUGGAUGGUGAUAACAUCCGUCACGGCCUCAAUAAGAACCUGGGCUUCAGUUCUGAGGAUCGUGAGGAGAAUAUCCGCCGUAUUGCCGAAGUGGCCAAACUGUUUGCAGAUGCUGGGCUGGUCUGCAUCACUAGUUUCAUCUCGCCAUUUUCCAAAGACCGUGCAGAAGCCCGGAAAAUCCUUGAAAGUGCAGGCUUGCCUUUUUUCGAGGUGUUUGUAGAUGCUCCUCUGGAGGUCUGCGAGAGCAGAGAUGUUAAGGGGCUUUACAAGAAGGCAAGAGCAGGACAGAUUAAAGGUUUUACUGGUAUAGAUUCUCUGUAUGAGCGUCCAGAAGCUCCUGAGCUGGUUCUGAAGACCAACGAGCUCACGGUUAAUGAAUGUAUCCAGCAGGUUGUGGAUAUGUUGAAGGAACAGAGCAUCGUUCCCACUGGAGUUAUGGAGGAGAUUAAUGAACUCUUUGUGCCCGAGAACAGACUCAAGCUGGCACAGGCGGAAGCCAGCACCCUUCCCGCUAUCAACAUCACCAAGUUGGACAUGCAGUGGGUGCAGCUGUUGGCUGAGGGUUGGGCUAGUCCUCUUAAAGGCUUCAUGACAGAGAGAGAAUACCUACAAGUUCUUCACUUCAACAACCUCCUAGAUGAUGGUAACAUCAAUCUCUCAGUACCCAUUGUGCUUCCUGUUGCUACGGAGCUUAAAGAAAGUUUAAAUGGCAGUGCGGCUGUGGCUCUGGAAUACCAGGGAAAACGUGUCGCCAUCCUACGAAACCCAGAGUUCUUUCCACAUCGAAAAGAAGAACGUUGUGCUCGCCAGUGGGGAACGACUUGCCAAAAACACCCUUACAUAAAGAUGGUUAUGGAAAGCGAUGAUUGGCUGGUAGGGGGUGAGCUAGAAGUGUUUGAGCGAAUUCGAUGGAACGAUGGGCUGGAUCAAUACCGCCUUACUCCACUGGAGCUAAAGCAGAGAUUUAAAGACAUGAAAGCAGACGCCAUUUUCGCCUUUCAGCUGAGGAACCCAGUGCACAAUGGCCAUGCCCUGUUGAUGACUGACACACGGAGACGAUUAGAGGAACGUGGAUAUCAAAGACCCGUGCUGCUUUUGCAUCCUUUGGGAGGCUGGACCAAAGAUGACGAUGUGCCUUUAGAUUGGAGGAUGAAGCAGCAUGCAGCCGUGUUGGAGGAGGGCAUUCUAGACCCAGACUCCACCAUUGUGGCCAUCUUUCCUUCACCCAUGAUGUAUGCAGGACCUACUGAAGUCCAGUGGCAUUGUCGUGCAAGGAUGGUAGCAGGUUGUAACUUCUACAUCGUGGGUCGUGAUCCUGCUGGAAUGCCCCAUCCGGAGUCAGGGCAGGACUUGUAUGAUCCAUCUCAUGGGGGUAAAGUUCUGUCUAUGGCCCCUGGACUGACCUCUGUGGAAAUCAUCCCGUUCAGAGUGGCCGCAUACAAUAAGACCAAAAAGGCAAUGGACUUUUAUGAGAAAGACAGGCAUGCUGAGUUUGAGUUCAUCUCCGGGACCAAGAUGCGCAAGAUGGCUCGUUCUGGAGAAAACCCUCCUGAUGGGUUCAUGGCCCCUAAAGCUUGGAAAGUCCUGACUGAGUAUUACAAUUCCCUGCAGAAAGACCAGUGAUGAUGACACAUAGCCUGACCCAUCAGGAGCCACUUUACAAGACAUUCCAACACACUGAAAACCUCAAAAAAAUCACAGACUUUAGAGAAAGAUUUAGAUUCGAGAAUACCUCAGAACAGUGAAACAGUGCAUGGCUUUGAAUAAUGAAUGUGCACAUACUUUUGGACUUAUAGGUCAGAUCAUGUGAAUUAUCAGGGUGCAGCUACCCAUAUGUUUCCCUGCUAUUGAAAAGCAGGCAGCAAAGAUGGGUGAGAUUUCGUGUAGAUAAGUAUUUGAUUACAGAUAAGACAAAUGUAGGUAUAAAGGGUCUCUCAGCUGUGAAACUUAAACUAAUGUGCCUUAAACCUGAUUAAGUGACUGUCAAUCCCAAAGAGAUAAUGCUAUAUUGUUCUUAAAUUAUUUAGAAAUGUGCCUUAUGCUUUUAAAGCAUGGGAAUGAGUUAUAAUCUAAAUACACUCUUUAUAUCAGAGCAGUGUUUAAAUGUGGCCAAUACACAUGUGAGAUUUUCUUUCCAAAAUGGGAUAAUAUUGGUGAAAUGAUUCCAAAUAACAUAUUUAUUGUUUAAGAUUUAUUGUACUAAUUCUGUGACAACAAUUAUUAACAUGUUUUAUGAGAAUGUGAACAACAAUUGUAGUAUAAUGUAAUUUAAAGGACUGUAUAUCUUAUCUUUUCUAAUUAAAUCUUUGUACUGCAUAA